Molecule: messenger RNA, 2610 nt
Organism: Homalodisca vitripennis (glassy-winged sharpshooter)
Lineage: Eukaryota; Metazoa; Arthropoda; Insecta; Hemiptera; Cicadellidae
Product: DNA polymerase lambda-like
Exons: 9
Coding region: 894-2009 (371 amino acids)
Biological process (GO): double-strand break repair via nonhomologous end joining
Cellular component (GO): nucleus
Molecular function (GO): DNA-directed DNA polymerase activity; DNA binding
Source: RefSeq, a predicted model, not a curated record
GAAUCUCGUAAAUUACAAUUUUAAAAACAUAAAUUUAACAAUGAUAUCACAAAACCAACUAUGGCUUAGACCUAGAUAUCAAAGAAAUCUUACAAUAUUACAACUUGCCCAGCUUGAUAUUAACGAGUAACCGCUUUUGUAAAAUGGAGGAAAGAAUUCUCUCCAUGGGUUACCAGGAGUCAAAUCCACAUGUUGAAGCCACUUAAACAGUCACUUGUGAGAAAUAUCUCACAUAUUUUUUCUCGUAUUCAUUGCUAUUUUCAAAGUUUAGAAAUAUGAGUUACUUCUUGCUGUUUAUUGUUUACAUUAAAAUUACUAUAACUAAUAAGUUGAAAUUAUAUGCUAAAUUGUAAUAUCGAAUUAUUCCUUCGGAUAAACACAAUCGAAUAAUUCGAUAAUAGAAGUCUAAUAACGAGUGUAGGCCGCUUAUUAAAGUCUACCCGUAUUUUUAAAUGGCCAGACUAGAAACAACAGCUAUUACACACAAGUCUCUAAGAGUAAACUGUGUGUAGCUUCUACAGUGUCAAGAAAUUCAGGAUAAAAAUAUCAGGUGGUUUCAUGACUACUCAGAUGACUAGCCUAUAAUUAGACCUGUGUUAAACAACGGUCAUAAAAAGAAGGGUAGAUAAUUUUUUAAAUGUUCAAAAAUAUGAAGUUCUAUUUUCAUCCUGCCAAACUGACUCGGAUAAGAAGAAAUUUGUUUUCUACACAAGUGGUCAACCACGGUGGUCAGGUUGUCUUGUCAAGUGAAGCAGCAACUCAUGUUAUUGUCGAGGAGACAAGUGAUCACUCGGGCCUCCCGGUCUCUCUGUGGGCAGGCGAUCCGGUUGUGGUUGGUACGCUCUGGCUAAGCCAGUGUCUCAAGAAGCAGGCAAUUCAAGACCAACAACCGUAUGUUGUCAGCCAGCCAAUCCAGAAACGUUCAAACCCCUUCUCCUGAACCAGCCACCACUUCAAAAAAACCAGCCACGUCAGAUAUUGUUGUUGAGAAGUACGCAUGCUCCCAGUCGUCUUCAGCCAGUGAUGCCUCGUGUAACGCUGUAGUGUUGAGUCAACUGAGAAGGCUAGCAGAUACCUACAGAGCUAGAGGAGAUCAGUGGAGAGCACAUGGGUACGAGAAGGCCAUCAGUGCGAUUCGUCGCCAUGGAAAAGAAAUCACCUCGUCUGAGGAAAUUGCAAGCCUAGAAGGUGUCGGAGCCAAAAUGGCAUCAAAAGUGAUGGAAGUUUUAUCAACGGGCAAAAUCCGCAAGGUGGAAGAGCUGUGUGAGACGGAGGAGAGUCGAGUGUUGGACCUGUUCAGUGGCAUCUGGGGGGCAGGACCCGCUACUGCCAAUGCUUGGUAUAUAAAGGGUCAUAGAACGCUGAAUGAUUUAAUUGAGAAAGAAACGCUAACCAAACAACAGCAAAUUGGGAUAAAAUACUAUAAACAGUUUUCAGAAAGAAUGUCUCGCAGUGAAGUCGAGGAAAUUGGACAGAAGGUGACGGAGGCUGCCCUACAAGUGGAUCCCUCGCUAACCACAAUGCUCUGUGGGUCAUACCGAAGGGGCAAGGUUACAUGUGGUGAUGUGGAUGUGGUUGUCAUCAAACCGGACAGACUGAAUUCAAAAAAUAUCCUUACAUCAAUUUUGGCCAAGCUGAAAGAAUCAGGUUUUAUAACUGAUGAUCUGGUGAGCCUGGAAAAGAGCGGAAACCAGAGAAAAUAUCUUGGAGUCUGCAAGUUGCCUGGGGAUAAAAGAAUACAUCGCCGCCUGGAUAUAUUUGUGGUGCCUGAGUCGGAGUCGGCAUGUGCCAUCAUGCACUACACUGGGUCUGCGCUGUUCAACCGUUCCAUCCGGCAGCUCGCUGCCAAGAGAGAUAUGCACUUGUCUGAACACAGACUAGAGGCAGGAGUGAUUCGACAGGGCUCAGAAAUACAAAACAAAGGACGUGUUUUACCGACACCAACAGAGGCGUCCAUCUUCGAACAUCUGAACUUGGAAUACCGGCCUCCAGAAGAAAGGGACCAUUAGUUUUAAUUUAGAAGACUUUUUACAUUAAUUAUUAAUUUGUGAUAAAUUUUAUUUAUUUGUGUAUAACCUUUUUAAUAUCAAAUAUAUUUUCUGACUCCCUUAUUGGUAUUAUACUAUGCAAUGUAUUAUGUUAUAAUCCGAGAUUAUCUACUUUAAUUUUUAAAUUUUUUUUUUAUGAGUACAACACUUUGUUAAUGUGUAUAUAACCUAUUGCAUAUACGGCUGUGUUCACUAGUUUGAAAAAAAUUCUGUUAGACUAUUUUUAUGUACUGAAUACAUAAAAAUGUUUUUAAGUUUUGUUACCAUAAUGCAUGAUUAAAUAGUACGAUACUGCAAGUAAGUGUGAUAAAAUGCAUUUACCUCUUUAAAAUGUUAUGGAUGGAAGUUGGAAAUAUUAAAUAGUAGCAUGAUUUUUAACCUGCAAGCUACUAUACUAUUUAAAAAAUUUUUUAUAACAUUAUUUUAUACAUCACGGUAUAUUUUCUGUUAAAAUUGAUUUUAAACUAAGGAUUUAUUUGUUAUGAAAAUAGUAUUUAUUGUUUGCAGGUCUUACUAAGUUGUAUUACAGUUUUAUUAGAUUAAUAUAUGUUUCUUAAAACAA